Messenger RNA from Gadus chalcogrammus (walleye pollock), 4847 nucleotides. RefSeq names its product melanoma cell adhesion molecule a (gene mcama). NCBI's taxonomy places the organism in Eukaryota, Metazoa, Chordata, Actinopteri, Gadiformes, Gadidae. Gene Ontology annotation, cellular component: plasma membrane. Gene Ontology annotation, biological process: angiogenesis. The transcript has 16 exons. Bases 1135 to 2919 code for a protein of 594 amino acids. The record is from RefSeq and is a predicted model, not a curated record.
UACCGUCAUAUACAUUAUGCCCUAGUGAAAUGUCAUGGAGGUACGGGGGGAAUUGAUAAGAAUUUCACGAUUCCGAUUCCGAUUCCGAUUCUGCUUAUCGAUCCGAUUCCUUAUCGAUUCUCUUAUCGAUUCUCAUUGGGUGAGAAAAUAAGUAUAAAUGUGUUUGUUUGCAUUACAUCUCUUUAAUAUCUGAUCAGAAGUGCUUCUAGUAUUAGGAAAUUGUACAUUUUCAAAUCAAUUGGUCUAGACGAAAAGAUAUAUGUUUCGCUUUUUAAGCCCAAAUGCCAUCAUUAUGUGCCAUACAACUAAAAACACAGACUGAAAACAGCCAAGUAAGAGCUUGUGCCUUUUGGAAUUCUAACAGUGCUCAUUUGCAUUCAACUUGUAACAAAAUUAAACUGACAUAAACAAAAUGAAGCAUUGAUUAGACAGAGAUUUAUUAGAUGGGCCUACCUAAUAAACCGUUGGAACACACAAGACCGGAAACCAUAGCAAUGCCGGUAAACAAACCCCGAGAAGCCCAAUCCCUAUGAGAGCUCCCCACGCUACGGCCAUCCGGAGGCGACAGAGCUGUUGGCCGUGAUAUUAUAUAUACAAUUAUAAUAUAGUAUAUAAUAUAUUAUAUACUAUUAUAUAUAGAGCUCCGGGAGUCGCAAACUGCAACAAUCACUUUCUCCUCCAUUCCGCGGUUCACCCGGACUGCACUGCACUGAGUUUGACGGCUGAACGCGGAUUGGCUGUUACGUUACACAUGUCACUCAGUUAUCACGCUGUUGAACGCUGAUUGGCUGUCAUCACGACAAAAACUUGUCAUCGGUUUUCUCCCGCGAAAAACUCGCCCUUAUACGCGUCUCUACGUUCACUUUGUAUGGGAUCUUGUCGCCCCGUCGUGUUUGGUGUGAACGCCCAAUGCGAUUCUUCCUCGGCCGUGACAUGUUUGCUGCGUUCUGAACCAAAUUAAAGCAGCGUGUGUGUGACGUCACGACGCAUUUGCCGCGACCGGAACCGAUAAGCGGAAUUGUUAAGCAGGCUUGCUAACGAUUCCAAGGAAUCGGUUGACUCGGAACCGGUUCUGAACAAGAACCGGUUCUCGAUUCCCAUCCCUACGGGGUGUGGGCUAAAGUGGAGCUGACUAUGGAUGAGACUGUGGAGGCGUAUAGAGGCGACUUGGUCCAGAUCCCCUGCCAGUACAACUUCACAGACAACGCCAAGCCCAGCCUGGUCAUGAUCCAGUGGUUCGUGAAAGCGGCCAAGAGCGGUCUGCGCACGCGCAUCUUCUACAGCGACAAUGACCAGGAGAUGGUGGACGCGGACACCGAGUACAGCACGCGCAUCCAGGUCAACGCCGACCCGCAGGGCUCGGUGCUGACGCUGCAGGACGUGCUGCUGCUCGACGAGCGCGAGUUCAUCUGCCAGGUGAACGGCCUGGCGGCAGGCAACGCCGAGGGCAGGACCAACCUCCGGGUGUUCGCUCCGCCACAGCCCCCCGUGAUCGAGGGGGUCCUUACGGGGAUAUCGGUGACCAACGAGGCCUUGUCUAAGGUGGCGUCGUGCGAGGCCCAGAACAGCUUCCCCAAGCCCAACAUCACCUGGUACCGCAACGACCUUCCCCUGGUGCCCGUUCAAGGAUACGUGAACGUGGUGACCCUGGUGACCCGCGAGCUCGAGGGCUUCUUCACGGUGCAGAGCGAGCUGCAGUACAAGGUGGUGAAGGAGGACCGCCACGCACGCUUCACCUGUGAGGUCCACUACCUGGUCCCCGGCGCCGCCAGGACCGCCGAGUCCCGGGACGUCAACAUCACCGUGCACUACCCCACUACCAUGGUGGAGCUUUGGAAGGAGUCUCCGCCCGGUCCGGUGAAAGAGGGGGACACCGUUGAGCUUCGUUGCCACGGCGACGGCAACCCCCCUCCGCCCUUUAUCUUCAACAGAGAACAAGAGCCAGAGGGGGCCCUGGGUUCCAGCGGGGACGUCCUGGUCCUGACCGAGGUGACGCGGAGCGAUAGCGGAGUCUACCAGUGUCGUCCUCAGGACAGCCAAUCACGGGCCAGCGUCAUGGGAGACAUGCUGCUCACUGUGCAUUACCUGGACCCCGUGGUGGUGGUCCCCAGGGACUCCGAGGUCAUGUUUAAGGGGGAGAGCCUCACAGCCACGUGCAACGCGUUGUCCUCUCUGGAAACCACCGCUGUGUGGUACAAGAACGGGAAGCAGGUGGGGCGAGGCCACACCCUGACCCUGGCGGACGCGACCUACGCCACCAGCGGGGAGUACGUGUGUGAGGUGACGGUGCCGUCCCUGCCAGCCCUGCGCACCAGCGGCUCCGUCCACAUCAUCGUCCAGGGUGCGCCCCAGCUGAGCGAGGAGCGGGAGGUGGAGCUGGAGGAGGCCACAGGCCGGCUGGUCAACCUGAGCUGUGAGGCCCAGGGACACCCGCUGCCCACCAUCUCCUGGAGCAUCGUGGGGACCCAGGUCUGGCGCGAGGUGGUGAACAGGGCCAGUGAGAACACGGCUCACAGUGUGGUGUCGGUGAAGGUGACGUCGGACGUCAGCGCGCUGUGCAACGCCUCCAACGACAUGGGCGCCGAGGUCAAGAGCUUCCGCAUCACAGCCAUUCCUCUGGCCUCACCCCCCCCCGUCCCCCACUCUCCCGCCGAGGGCAGCGGGGUGGUCAUCGUGGUGAUCAUCCUGUCCCUCCUGCUGCUUGCCAUCCUGGGGAGCGUCGUCUACUUCCUGCACAAGAAGGGCAAGAUCCCCUGUGGACGCUCUGGGAAGCAGGAGAUCACCAAAGAGAUGCUGUCUAAAGACGACAUUGUGGUGGAGCUGCAGGCCGACCCCAAGGCGGAGCAGGCCGAGCUUCUGAAGGGGGCCAACGGGGCCCCGAAGGCCCCUGGGGACCAGGAGGUGGAGUUCAAGAAGUGACGCAUGCAGCAGUCCAGGCUGUGACCCGGCCAGGGGGGGACACACCUCCCACCACCAGGCUACUCCCCUCCCCCCCCCCCAUCCUCCAUGUCACUCUGUGGUCCUGAAGUGUUGAUGUCAAAACACACACACAGUAUUUAUUUGGUGAUGGGAAGAUGUUUUUUUUUCCCCAACUGGUUCCUGCACCGUUUUCACAACAAAAGAUUGUUUGCAGUUGAUGGAGGUUUGAUGAUACUCUGUAUUCUUAUGAAACUGUAUAUAUUAUACAUAUAUAUAUAGUUAUUUAAGGACUUUCCGCACACGGUUUUGCUUUGUAGGAACAUUUGAAAGCGAAUUUCUCUUUUUCUUUUUCAUAUUUUUGUUUUGUUCAAUAAUCAAUACCAACGUCUGGUGAAGCCAAAGCUAUUUUUUGCAGGGUUUUUAUUAUUUGUACUUCUAUGUUUCGAUGGGAGGCCGUGGUAUACAGAAGGGUCCCUGAUAGUGUCUGUGAGGACCCAUCCAGGCCCUCAGCCACUCUGUUACCAGGCUCACCAUGUUGCCAACACACACGACACCAGCCCCGUCGUUUGGACAGCUCCUUUUCUGCAAAACUACUGUCAAACUCUGGGACUUUGUGAAUAACCAGCGGAAGGAUUGUUUUGAUUUGGUUUUUUUUCCUUCGAAGGGCCACGACUUGUAGGCUGCAGUGCCUGUUAACAUGUUCAAAGUUUGUUUUGAGAAUCCAUUGAACACUGAAUUUAAAUUCUUGUCAUUUUCUUGUUUGCCUUGUGUAUAUUGUAUUAGGGUGCGGGCACUGUAGUCAGGCAGAAGAAUGCCAGUUUUCAUUUUUUAUGACCAGUUUGCUUACUGUGUAGGUUAUGUUAGAUGUGUUUUGUUGAUAGAUCUGAAAAGCCCCAAUGACUUGCAAUGUUUGUUUGUUUUUAAUUGUGUUCCAUUACUUUGCAUUGUGUCGAGUUCAAUUUGUAGGAACAUAUCCAGGUAGUGCUUCAAUCCAGAACACUUGCUUGUGUACAGUGUGUAGUUGUGAGAAAAAAAAAGAUCCACGUUUGACCUGUAGUUUUGGUUGGCACCGUCUUCGUUCCGCAGCAGUGAGUGGGCGGACUUUGGCGCACGCAAUAAGAAACGGUGGUUUAGUUUGGAGUAGUUCUUGAUUAAAAUUAGUCUCAUUAUAAACCGUUUAUAAUGUGGGCCGGUCUCACCUACUGAUGGGACCGCGUUGGGAGGGAGUGGAGUGAAUAUGCCAUACAGCAAACUGUCCGCACGAAAGAAAACAAUGUCCUAGCAUUGUGUGUGAGACAGGUUUUCAGGAAUAUGACUCCGCUCUCAUGUUUUUGGUUUUAUUGGAAUGGUUCUGGACAUUUCGCCAACGGGAGUUUGAAACUGUACAGUUGGAUUUCGUAUGUUUUUCUCCCCCCCUGAAAUUUGGAUACAUUUAACUAAUGUACAUGUUAUUCUUUAAUGCUUGCAUUUUUAUAUAUAUAUUUGUUUUUCAAGAAAAGGAUGCUAAAUAAAAAAAAUGGUUCAUUUGAAAAAAAUAACGAUGUUUACAUGACUUUCACUGUCCUCAACUCUGAGGAUCAACCAUCUGGCAGUAUAUCAUGCAGCCUUGACAACACUCGAGUCUGUCUUUACCCAUCGCUUCAGGAGGCUCUGUCUGCUCUGUGUCAGAGCAGGAGGAACACUCACAGGAGGAACAGAGCGUUCUUUCUUCAAGCCCUCACCUUGAGGUCAAAGCUAAAUGUACAGUACAGAGAAUUCUGUACAUAUUAACCCCAACGCUGACAGCAAGUACAGGAGUCAAACCCAUGAUUCGGCCUGUGAGGUACUGGACUACACAGGCAAAAAGCGGAGUGUGUAGAACUUAGUAAUAUAGAUAUGAAUGAUCACCAAUCACAGGAAAUUAGAUGCAAACUGAGUGUUAAAAAAAA